Molecule: messenger RNA, 627 nt
Organism: Paramuricea clavata
Lineage: Eukaryota; Metazoa; Cnidaria; Anthozoa; Malacalcyonacea; Plexauridae
Source: the annotation of a GenBank genome assembly
AUGUCCAGAAAUAGAUGCAAAAGGCCUGACAACUCCACCAACGCUUAUAUUAUCGACUUCAUGGAGAUGGUUAGAAAAACCCCAUUUAAGGAACUGGAACCAUCUGUGAAGAUAUUCAGUGACUUCGCAGUGGCCCUGACUAAAAUAAUCGUCAAUGCUGGGUGCAACAGUGACGAAAUCCACAUAGUUUUUGACACUUACAAGGAAGACAGCAUGAAGAAUGUAGAAAGACAGAGAAGACGAAAGUCAAAUGAAAUUAUUGUUCUGGAUUCAAUUUCGCUAAACCAUAGAGGCCCCAUUAAACUGGAGAACUUUUGUUGUUCUUCCAUUAGCAAAACCGGAUUCCAAGUAUUCUAUGUUGAAUGGCUCAAAAUCAACUAUGAGGUAAAUAAACCGCUAUAUCUUGGUAUAUCUCCAAAAGCAUGGUUCAUGUUGGCAGGACGUGCAUCUCCAUUCCCUCGUCUUGAUUGCACACACAAAGAAGCUGAUGAUAGAAUGAUGUUUCAUGUUCAAUAUAUUUUAGGUAACAAAUCUGAUCCAACUUCAAUUACGCUCUCCUUGGAUGAUACAAGUGUUUUUGUAUGCCUUGUACCACUUUGUUGUCAACUGGGAACAUCUUGGUCUUGA